Messenger RNA from Mangifera indica (mango), 2703 nucleotides. RefSeq names its product RNA-binding protein 38. Gene Ontology annotation, molecular function: RNA binding. The record is from RefSeq and is a predicted model, not a curated record. Lineage: Eukaryota; Viridiplantae; Streptophyta; Magnoliopsida; Sapindales; Anacardiaceae. The transcript is spliced from 6 exons. The coding region runs from base 429 to 1226 and encodes 265 amino acids.
UGCCUUUCCUUUUACAACUUUUACUUUCUCUUCCCUCCCAAUUCUCUCUUUUUUAUCAUAAUCUUCUUCUUCCAUCUCUCUUACCCUAAUCACCUCUCUCUCUCUCUCUCUUUCCUUCUUCAAAACCACCUCUAUUCUCCUCUCAAAUCCCUCUUCCCUCAACCUCAUAUCAAAUCUCAAACUCCUCCCACAACCCACCUAAAAAUAAUAAUAAAAAAAUAAAAUAAAACCAUAAUCAUAAUCAAAAUCUCUCCUUUCUAUGUGGGUCAUUUUCAUCUUGUACAAUCUAGAUCUCUAUUGAUCGCUCACAAUUCUCCUCUCUUGUUCUUCUUCUUCUCCUAUAUUGACCUACCCCAUUAACUCAAACAUAUUUCCAUACUUGGAGAGAAGCUACGAUUUGAUUUAAUCAAGAGUAAGAGAAGAGAAAGAUGACUCCAGCAAACUUGGCAGGUCAGUUUGGUGACACAACUUAUACUAAAGUAUUUGUUGGAGGGUUGGCUUGGGAAACUCAGAAGGAGACUAUGGAGAAGUACUUUGAACAGUUUGGUGAGAUCUUGGAAGCUGUUGUUAUCACUGAUAAGGCUACCGGCAGAUCCAAAGGCUAUGGAUUUGUUACUUUUCGCGAGCCAGAAGCCGCCAUGAAAGCUUGUGUUGAUGCAGCUCCAGUGAUUGAUGGAAGAAGAGCCAAUUGUAAUCUUGCUUGUUUGGGAGUUCAAAGAUCCAAACCCUCAACUCCAAAGCAUGGAGGGAGGAAUUUUAGGGUUAUGAGCUCUUUUCAAACAGGAUUUGGAGGCCUGGGAACAACUUUUCCUUCAUCUGCAACCUUCCCUCAUUAUGCUAUCCAACAAGGGAUUCCAUAUAAUCUUUAUGGGUACUCUCCAUACUCGCCGGAUUACACUUAUCCUACGAGCUACUACAACAUUUAUGGAGGAGCAACUGCUCAAUAUCCCGUGUAUGGCAAUGGACCAGCUGGUGGCAUGAUGAGCGGUGCCACCACAGCAGCCUUCUAUCCCUACCUCCAGUUGGGUGAGGGCAGCGGUGGAGCCACUGCGGCCGGCUAUACUUCCGGUCAGGGCUACGGUGUUCAGUAUCCUCACCACCUAUUUCACUACUCAGCCAUCAAUGCCACUGGUGGUUACCCACAGGCCCAGCACUAUGGUACACCCAUGUCUCUUGCCCCCACACCACCCUUGCAAUCAGUGUGCUUUGCUGUGCCACAGGCGUGAACAUGGCUCUCCAUGCUCCACCAAUUCCCCAUCGCUAGAGUGAUCCAUCAUCUCUUUGGCAAAUCAUUUCAGAUGCAAUACCUCUUCAUCUUCAUCAUCAGCUGCAUGCUUCUCUGUUGAAGUCUCAAAACCUUUGGCCUAACCAUGGUUCUCUUUCUCCCUCUCCUUCUCUCAAAUCUAACUCACAAUGCUCAACAGAAUGGCAAAUUGGGCAUUUUUGCACACACACAAAAGCCCUCCAUAGGGGCUCAGUCUUAUCAUCACCUCCAAAAUUGGAAUGGUGAUGAUCUUCAUGCAUAUUUUUUUUGUGCAUCUUUCUCAAAGAAAGGUUCCUUGGAAGAGAACCAAAGCCUCUUUUGUAUCAAAUACCAAUUGAAGCUGUUGAAUCAGCUAAAUUGGGAACCUCUUUUUUCUUUUUUUUAAUAUGUUGAUUCUUGGCCUUGGAAAGGCAAAGGAAAACAACCAUUUUGUUUUGUUUUGUUUUUUUUUUUUUUCUGUAACAUGUUUUAGCCUUGGAAAAGGCUAAUAAGUUAGAAGAUGAUGAGAAAAGUAAAAAUGGUUUGCGAAAAUUGUAAAUUCAGCAACAAAAUAGCAAACCUUUUUGAUUUUAAAGUCUCAUAACUAGUUUUGAAAUGGCUAAUCCCUCCAACUUAAUUUGGCUAAUCAACCCCUCUAGAUGAAGAGGCAGUUUUAUUAGCAAAAUUAAAAAACAGGGCACAUGGGAUGCCCAUAAAAAGUCUUCUUUUUUGCAUUAACAUGUAGUCUUAGGGUUUUAGAUAUCUAGGGCCAUGUAGCUAUAAGCUAGGAAAGAAAAUGUUUUCACCAACUUCAAUUUUAAAAACUCUCACAUAAUGUUUUUGUUUUUAACAAAAAUCACUCAUCUCCCCUUAGGGUAAGGGGAGAACUUGUAAAAUAAAUUAGUGAAAAUUGUGGCUAAACUUUUGGAGUAUUAGCAACAACACCCUAAUCUUAGGAGGGAUAAUGUUUUUUUUUUUCUUUCUUUUUUUUAAGUUUUUGCAUCUAGGGUUUAGAAUGUCUCAAGAACUCCAUUAUUGGAUAUGGAGAUCAAUGCAUUUGCAUGUAAUCCUUGGAAUAUAUUUUGGUUUCCUUGGAUUCUUCUUUACUAACCCAAUCACCAACCAUGGUUAGGACUUAGGUCAAAAUUUCAUCAUCACUCUCUCUUUCUCCUCUUUCACUCUGCUCAAUGAUUCUCUUUCUCCUUCUCUUGCUCUUAAAUUUCUCAUGAAGAACUCUUUUAAUUACUUGGAGAUGAACUUUGAUGAUACUCUUUUUUAUUAUUAUGUAUAAUUAAGCCUAUUAUGGUUUGGAUUGUAAUUAGGGAUUAUGCUACUUAAUUAGGACAAAAUUAAGAUUCUAAUUUUUCCAUCCAUAUGCUGGCUGGGAAAAUUAUGAAUAUGCUACUUACUAGCUACUUCUUUAAUGCUCUAUUUUAAUUUUGAGACUCGUGUUUAUUUUA